AUGGCUGGUACUUUACGCAGCCGCACCACCUUCCCCCACCCCGCACAAACAGGCCCGCACCCUCCCUCGUACCCUCCCCCGUACCUCCCUCCCCAUCAGCGCACUCCCUCCCCGACCUUCUCCCCCAUCCCCCCAUUGCACCCCCCCCGCUCUCCCUCUCCCGCGCUCUCCCGCUCCCCCGCUCCCUCGCGCGCGCAGGAGGAGCAGCAGGUGGAGGAGCUGCGGACGGAGAUGGCGGUGAUGCGCGCGGUGGUGGGGCACGCGCACAUAGUGGAGGCGGAGGCGGUGUACGAGGACGACGAGCACGUGCACAUGGUCAUGGAGCUCUGCCACGGCGGGGACCUCUUCGACCUCCUCGCGCGCUCCGACCACCUCUCCGAGAGCGACGCGCGCCACAUGUUCAGGGUGCUGGGUGCGCUGGCAGCUGCGUGCUGUGCGCUGUGCACCCUAACCCAUUCCCUCUCCUGGAUGCUGGGUGCUGACGUGCGGCCAAACCGACCCCCUUCCCUCGCCUUACUCCAUUCCCCUGCCCCAACCCAUUCCCUCUCCCCGUCCCCCCACAUCUUCCCCCAAAACUUCCCCAUCCCCCCCAUCUCCCCCUCAUCCACUCCCCCCUGCAUCUCCCCGCAUCACCCCUCCAGGAAGAUAGUGGACGCAGUGGGGUACCCGAACAUCCUGCUCGCCGACGCCUCCGCGCUCAACCCCAAGCUCGCCGACUUUGGCCUCGCCGUGCACCUGCCCCCGGGCGCGCGCGCCGUGGGGCUGGCGGGGUCGUCGUUCUACAUGGCGCCGGAGGUCGUGCAGGGCAUGGCCUACUCCUUCCCCGCGGAUGUGUGGAGCCUUGGAGUGCUGCUUUACAUCAUGCUCUCAGGCAACCCACCCUUCUCUCGACACGUCUUACACCUUUCCUCUGCACAACCCCCCGUCCCUCCUCUGCUUCCCCUCCCUGGCCAGGCAUCAUACCCUUCUUUUGAGACAUCUCAACAACACUCUCCCCUGCCCACCCCCGCGUUCCCCCCUGUCCCCCCUCCCUGGCCAGGCAUCCUACCCUUCUGGGGCGAGACGGUUGAGGAGACGUAUGAGAGCGUGUGCCAGGGGUACCUGGACUUCACGUCACGGCAGUGGCAGCUCAUCUCGCCAGCAGCCAAGGACCUCAUACAGCGCAUGUGCUCCCUAGACCCCCAGCACCGUCCCUCCCUGCACCACGUCCUCUCCCACCGCUGGCUUGCUGCCGCUGCUGCUGUUUCGACUGCCGGUGGUGGCGGUGGUGCUUCGUCGUCCUCCUCCUCCUCCGCCUCCUUCUCAUCCUCCUCGCUCUCCCCUGCUCCCUGCAAGCUCGCUCUUGCCCGCGCCGGCUCGCUUUUCUCUCCCUCCGUCUCUGCUGCUGCUGCCGCCGCCGCCGCUGCUGCCCUUGCUGACUCUGCUGGUGAUGGGUUUGACGCGGACGGGGCGGUGGGUGUAGCGGCAGCAGCAGGCGCUGCUGCUACAGCCACAGCUGGUGCCGCUGAUGCGGCUGCUGCUGGUGGUGGCGGCGGUGCCGGUGGUGCUGAUGGUGGUGCUGUUGGUGGAGGUUCAAGCGCAAGCAAGUAUAGGAGAGCGCAGCCGCGGGGAGAGAUGGCAUUGAAAAGGCGGGUGCUGCCUCUGCGGUCGAAGAGCGGAAUUGACAGUGCUCUCAUGUCUGCCGCCUGGAGAGGGCCUGAUAGGGAUGAUAUUGGUGGCGGUGCUGAUAUGCAUGCAGAGGAGGGGAAGGCGGAGGAUCGGGAGGGUGAGCGGGAGGACGGGGAUGAUUGGGCGGAGGAAGGGGAGGACGCGGCGGGUGAGGGGGGGAUGAGUGCGGAUGGGGAAGGGCGUGGUAGGGGAAGGGAUGGUGCGUGGGGUGGGGGGGCGGUAGAGGGUGAGGAUGGGGGGGAGGAUGAUGGGAUGGAGGAUGCGGAUGAGAGGACGGGUAGUGGGAGGAGGAGGAGGGUGGGCGGGAGGAGAGGAGUGGCAGGUGGAAGCCGAGCGGGGCGGGCGAGAGGGGUCAGUGGCACCGGCGGUGGUGGUUUAACCGCAGGAGCAGCAGCAGCUGCUGCAGCAGCAGCAGCAGCAGCAACGUCGACAGGUGGUCGCAGCAAUGCUGUUGCCGCUGAUACUGGACCGGUGGUGCAUGCACAUGCACCUCACGUCUCCCCACGUGGAACCAGUACCGCUGCCUCUUCUGCUUCUUCUUCUGCUGCUGCGGCUGCGUUGAAUGCGGGGCCGAUGGAGGCUCGAGCAGGCAGUGCAGCAGUGUUGGCAGCAGAAGCAGAGGGCCUAGGCUGUGGCACACCCAGGUCGGGGGGACGAUCAGGCAGAGGGGGAUUGGGUGCUGUGGACAUGGCUGGGGAGAGGGCCGGGGUUGACAGGAGUGGAAGGGAAACCAGGAGUGGGGAUGUUGAGGCAAGCGCGAGCACAGGGGUGGCAGCAGCUGGUGCAGCUGGUGCUGCUGAUGGUGCUGGUGCUGCUGCUGGUGGUGGUGUUGUUGGGGUUUGGAGUCGGGGGGAUGAGAGAAGCAGGGAGGCAGCAGGUGCUGACGCUCGGGCUGGCACUCGGGGCAGUCAACAGCAGCAGCACCUCCAACAGCAGCAGCAGCAGCAGCGGCAGCAACAGGGGCGGCAGGCUCACCACAGGACAGUGCAGCAGCAGCAGGGGAUGCAGAGCAGGACGAAGGCGGGUCGUCCUCCUCGUCCUCGUCACAGCCGCGCCGGCGCCCCACAUACCAGCACAUCAGCAGCAUCGGGUCGUCUCGAGCAGGCAGGCGCGUGUGUGCGCCCGUGCAGCGGCCACGCACAGCCGAGACGAGACCUGGAGGGGGAGGAGUGGGGGGAGUGGGUAGGCGGGGAGGGAGCGCGCUUGCUAGUGGCAUUGGGGGGUCGUAUCUGGGGAGCUCUCCGCUCUCCCCCUGCUCUGUGCGCUCGCCUGGGCAGCCGGGCGGGGGUGCGGCUGCUAGGCUUGUUUCGCCGCCGAGAAGACCGGAUGGAGGAGGAGCGUGUGGGUGGAAGAGGGGGGCGGAUAGGUGGGGGAGGGGCGGCAGGUGGGGGGAGAGGGUAUGUUGGGGGAGGGGUUGGGGGAGGGGGGAUGCAUACAGGAGGAGGGGAAAGAGUAGGUCCGUCUCUGUCUUCUUCAAUGAACCCUCUAAGAAGGGCUAGUAGUGGGGUAGUCGGUGGGUUAAGUGGUGGGGUGACUGUCACCGGUGGGGCGAGUGCAGGGGGUGGUGUGGUGCUUGGGGUGUCCGGGGUUGGGGGUGGGAGAGGUGGCAAGGCAGGGGGGCGGAUGGGUGGCAGGGGCAGAGGGAUGGUAGGGGGAGGAGGAGGAGGGGUGGAUGGGAGGGGUUUACUGGAACGAGAGAGGGCUGGAGAGGAAGGGCGGCUGGAAGAGAGACGGCACGGGAUCGUGGAAAGUGGUGGUGGUGCUGCUGCUGCUGCUGCUGCUGUUGCUGCUGCUGUAACCAGCAGCAGCAUCAGCAGCAGCAGUGUGGGCAGCGGUGCAAUGGGCAGCACGAGUACUAUUGCGGGACAGCGAAGCAGAGGGGGCCCUUCUUUGGGCAUUGCAGCAGGGGCAGGUGGGCAGGGCAACCCUAGGGGCGGCAUGGUGGAAGCUAGGCGGGUGGGUACAGGUGCUGGUGCUGGUGCCAGUGCUGCUGUUGCUACUGCCGGGGGCGGUGCUGCCAUGUUUGACAAUGCUGGCGUGAACCUAGGUGAAGGUGUGUCACGCUCUCCUCCCUCCGGCGAUCAGCACAACAUCACAGAUGCUGCUGGAGGAGCGGUGGGGAGAGGAGGACAAGGAGGGGCGGUUCUUGAGAUGUCUCAAAAGUCGCGCUAUCCUCCCUCUGGCGAUCAGCACAGCUUCACAGAUGGUGCUGGAGGAGCGGUGGGGAGAGGAGGACAAGGAGGGGCGGGAGGGGGGCAAGGAGGGGGGCAAGGGCACCAUUACCAGCAGCAGCAGCAGCAGCAGCAGCAGCAGCAGCAGCAGCAUCAGCAGCAGCAACACCAGCAGCAGCAACACCAACAGCAGCAGCAGCAGCAGCAGCAGCAGCAGCUGAUCUCAGCAACCGUUUCCUCCCCAUGGGCUGCCUCUGCGCAUCUCACACCAGUCACAGAGCAAGACUCAGACUCAGUCAUGAGCGCCCAAACGAGCUCGCAAGCAGCAGAGCUAGCAGCGGCGACAGCACGGCUGCAGAGGGCUAAUCAAGCCAACCGCGGAGCCCCCUUCCGCCGCCAGAGCUCCGCUUCCCCCAGGGACUCGCGCUGGGCGGUUGGGGUAGGGCUGGGCGGAGCAGCAGGUCCCGUGUCCAGGUUUGGGGCUAGGCUGAGCUGGGAGGGGCCGAGUGAAGGGAAAGCGUGCGGGGCUGAUAGGGGCUUUGGUGGUGGGGAAGGGGGAGCGGUUGGAGGGUGGAUCGAUGGGUUGAGUGGGUUUGGAAGAGGUGGGAAUGUGGAGGCGAAGGGGCGAUUGAUGGGUGGGGGUGUUUCCGGUGGUGGGGGUGCUGGUGGUGGGAUGAGAGGCAGUGUAGGCUCGCCCGCGGGGAAAGCAGCAGGGGGGCAGUAG
Molecule: messenger RNA, 4563 nt
Organism: Closterium sp. Naga37s-1
Lineage: Eukaryota; Viridiplantae; Streptophyta; Zygnematophyceae; Desmidiales; Closteriaceae
Source: the annotation of a GenBank genome assembly